CAAGUUGGUCCAUGCCUGCUUUAAACCCACUGGGCCGUGGUCUGGAUGGCCUUUGGGGUGCCUCCCGCGGCCGUGAUUUCCUGAUGACGUUGAGUUGUUUUUCCUUUUGUUUUCCUUCCGCAGGUUCCCUCUCUAGGGAGGUAGAUGUGAAGUUUUCUUUCCGUUGUUUUGUUUUCUCUUCUUCUUCUGUUCUCCUUCUCCCCCUUUUCCCGUUCCCUUUUUGUUCACACCAAGUCUUUUCUGCACUUCAGGUUGUUAGGAAGUCUUCCUUCCCCCCCGCUUGAGGUUAAAAACCUGGGGGCUCCAAAAAGUGUUAACCCUCCUCCCGUUGGGGGCUAGAGCUUAAUUUAAAUGGCGACCGAUCUGUCCGACGCUGACCCCGGCGCAGGCCGUAAGGCGCUUCCACUCUUAACGGGAGCUCCCCCGGACAAGUUGAGCGAGGCCCUCGAAGACGGCACCAUGCCAAUCCGCCGGGCUGUGAACGCUUCCACGCGGGAAACGCCUCCCAAGAGCAAGCCGGCCGAAGGCGAGGAGGCCAAGCCAGACCCUGAUGCCAGUUCAGAGGAAUCUGCCUCAACUGUGGAGGAGCAGGAGAGUGAGGUUCCGCCGCCCGCUGCCACAGCUGAUCCCGCCACUGCUGCGGAGACAGAGCCUGCCAAGGAGUCCACCGAGGCCGAGGGAAAGGAAGAGGCCAAGCCCCCCGAGGAAGCCAAGAAGGAGGAGAAAGACCCUGCGAAAGACAAGGAGAAGAAAGUCAAGAAGACCAUCCCCGCCUGGGCCACCCUUUCAGCCAACCAGCUUGCCCGGGCGCAGAAGCAGACCCACUUUGCGGCCUCCUCCCGCCCCAAGAUGGAUGCCAUUUUGAUUGAGGCCAUCAAGGCGUGCUUCCAGAAGGGUGGGGCCUCAGUGGUGGCCAUCCGGAAAUACAUCAUCAACAAGUACCCCUCGCUGGAGCUGGAGCGGAGGGGCUUCCUCCUCAAGCAGGCCCUCAAGAGGGAGCUGGCGCGGGGCGCCAUUCGGCAGGUGAAGGGCAAAGGAGCCUCCGGGAGCUUCGUGGUGGGCCCAAACUCAGGGAAAACAGCCUCCAAAUCCAGGGACCGGAAGAAGAACUCCUCAGCCUCGGCUCCGGAGCCGGCGGUGAAGCUGGAGGAUGUCCUGCCCUUGGCCUUCACCCGCCUCUGUGAACCCAAGGAGGCCUCCUACAGCCUGAUCAAGAAGUACGUCUCCCAGUACUACCCCAAGCUCAAGGUGGACGUCAGACCUCAGUUGCUGAAGAAUGCCUUACAGAGGGCUGUGGAGAAGGGCCAGCUGGAGCAGAUCACUGGCAAAGGAGCUUCCGGCACUUUCCAGCUGAAGAGGUCCGGGGAGAAGCCUCUGCUGGGUGGGAGCCUGAUGGAGGACGCCAUCCUGUCGGCCAUCGCGGCCAUGAACGAGCCCAAGACCUGCUCCACCACCGCCCUCAAGAAGUACGUCCUGGAGAAGCACCCGGGGACCAACUCCAGCUUCCAGGUCCAUCUCCUGAAGAGGACCCUCCAGAAGUGCGAGAAGUUCGGCUGGAUGGAACAGAUCUCCGGGAAGGGCUUCAGCGGCACCUUCCAACUGUGCUUCCCCUACUACCCCAGCCCCGGGGUUCUCUUCCCGGAGAAACAGAAAGCAGCCCAGGAUUCGGAGGAAGAGGAGUCCGAUGAGGAAGAGGAGGAGUCUGAGGCCUCCGAGGAAGAGGAAGAGUCCGAGGAGGAGGAGCCGCCACCAAAGAAAAGGAUGCAGAAGCGGCCCCCUCCCAAGGCCCGGAACCGGCCCCCUGCCCUGGCCAAGCGGCGGGAGCGCAAGCCCAAGCCCCGCAAGGGCCCACCGCCCAAGGCCAAGCCCGCAGCCAAGGCUAAGCCCGCGGCCAAGCCAGCUCAAGCCCCGAAGGCCAAGGUCGCAGCCAAGGCACCCCCCGCCAAGAAGGCCAAGAAGCCCGGGGCCCCACCGCCGCCCCCUCCCCCUCCUCCCCGCCCGGCCCCCAAGAGCCUCUCGGGGAAGGGCCCCUCCACCAAGAAGAAGCCCCCGCCGGCUGUCAGCCCCAAGAAAGACCUGAAGGCCGCCAAGGGCAAGAAGGGGAAGCCCUCCAUGCGGAAGUCCCUGCGCGCCAGGAAGUAGGCCUCCCUCCGCCUCUGGCAGAGAAGCGCCACGCAGCAACAACAACAACAACACCGCACAGUCGGUCGCUCUGGCGCUUCGGCCUCCCUCCUGGCCUCUUCCCUGCCUCCCUCCUUCCCUUUCCUGUCUUUUUCUCUCCUUCUUCUCUUCCUCCCCCUGACCCUUUUCCCGUCAAAACCAGAAACGUUGGACUGUUCUUUGAGAAGCAAAAAAUGACAAAACACAAAAAAGGAGCAAUCUGUACAGGGUGCAUCUUGGAAUUUUGGCUAUUAAAAAAUAUGGUUGUGGA
Anolis sagrei ordinatus is the source of this 2431-nucleotide messenger RNA. RefSeq names its product heterochromatin protein 1 binding protein 3 (gene HP1BP3). NCBI's taxonomy places the organism in Eukaryota, Metazoa, Chordata, Lepidosauria, Squamata, Anolidae. Gene Ontology annotation, biological process: heterochromatin organization; nucleosome assembly. Gene Ontology annotation, molecular function: nucleosome binding; DNA binding. Gene Ontology annotation, cellular component: nucleosome; chromosome; nucleus. The record is from RefSeq and is a predicted model, not a curated record.